Micromonas commoda is the source of this 411-nucleotide messenger RNA. RefSeq lists its product with no specific name. Bases 1 to 411 code for a protein of 136 amino acids. Lineage: Eukaryota; Viridiplantae; Chlorophyta; Mamiellophyceae; Mamiellales; Mamiellaceae. The transcript has a single exon. The record is from RefSeq and is a predicted model, not a curated record.
AUGUACGCGUCUCCCGCUCUCCACCGCGCGGUCGCAUUUCCGAAGGCGACCAAGCCCGCCGAGGCUUCCAAGGCUGGACGCGUCGCGACCCGCGCGGCCGCGCCCGAGGAUAAGCCCGCGGCCGCUGCGAGGCCCACCGGUAGGCGAUCGUUCUCGGUUGCGACGCUCGCCGCGGUCGUCGCCGCCGCAUCCGCGCCCGACGCGGCGCUCGCGUUCGGCAGCGGCAUCCCCGGCUACGACAUCAACGAGAAGGCGAGGGACGCCCAGCGUAAGGCAAUCAACGACGAGCUCGCGGAGCAGAGGGAGCUGGCGAGGAAGGAAAAGGAGCGUCGGAGGUUGCUGAAGGAGGCUGAGGAGGCGGAGGAGUGCGCGAGAAAUCCCGAAUCGUGUCCCGCGCCCGCCGAGAGCUGA